AUGAAUCGAAACAGCACUCCCGAAGGGAGCGCUAUCUCCUCCCUUCGACCACCUCAGUCGAGGACAUCCGUGGGAGCUGGCCAGGCGCUUCGGGCCUCUGCCGACGUGGCUGCUCUGACUGGUAACUCCCCCGCCAGCCGAAUUCGUCCUUCUUCAGAUUUCUACGGCUCUGGACAGGGCCAGGGCCAGAGCGGUGCCGACUCAGACCCUCAAGACAAGAUGACGCAGCAAUGGAUCGCUGAUAUUGACCAAUACGAGACUACUCUGGAGGAGAUGGCGGCGGCUACUCUGGACCAGGACUUCAAGGAUGAACUUAGUGCUAUUGAACAAUGGUUCCGGGUUCUCUCUGAAGCCGAGCGAACCGCCGCCCUCUAUGCUUUGCUACAACAGACGACUCAGGUCCAGAUCCGUUUCUUUAUUCAAGUCCUGCAGCAGAUGGGUAAGAACCAUCCGAUGUCAGGUGUCCUGUCGCCAGCCAACUUCGACAAGGACCCCAUGUCGAACCGCCUGAGCGAUGCCAUGAAUAAGCUGAAUGUGAACUCGUCCAGAAACUCGAUGCCCCAAGCCGGCAACAAGAGAUUCUCCGGGCUCGAGCCUUCCACUAUCAACGCCAUGUUCCCCGAUGCCGCCGCUGCCAUCGCAACGGAGAAGGCCAAAUUCACCCAACAGACAGGCCAGCAGCCACCAUCGAACCGCAACAGCACCGUCGUCGACGUUAGGAACUCGCUCGCACCCACUAUCGCCGAAGAGUCGAAUGCGCAGCACCCUGCCUCCCCCUGGGGAGACAACUCUCGACCAAAAUCUUCCUCUGGCCAACCGCCAAUGGGCCAGUUCGUACAACCGCCACCCUCUGCUGGUCUAAGAUCUCCUCGUCCCCAGAUUGGAUCGAACCAGAACAUCCAGAGCCAGACCAUCAACGCCCCAGACAAGUCUGGUUCCGACUUGCCUCUGCUGUCCCCUUACGCCGCGAGUGGAAACUGGGCAUCUAUGGUGAACACUCCCAUGGUCCCCAACUUCAACACUGGCGCUCCCAACCAGGCCGAUAUGGUUGCGAACGCCACUGCCAUGAAGCUUGCUGCUCUUUCCACUGUUAACAACCGAUUCGCCCUUGACGAUGUGCGCAAGUACCGCCGAGCUCGCUCUAACGAUGCCCCUGGCGCUGCCCAGAACCCGCUCUCGCCUGCUCCACCCGGUAUGCACGGCACUAACAUUGUCAUGGUCAAUGAGCAUGGACAAGUCCUCAACCGUGAUCAGCUACUUGCUAUGCAAAACCAGCAGGCCAUGGGUGGCUUUGGCUCGCGAUCGAGACCUAGUUCCCCUGGUAUCGCCAUGCAGGGUGGAUUCCCGUCCAUGGGCAAUUUCGCAUCUCCACAAAACAACGGUUUCCUGAGCGCUUACGAUGGGUCGAACCCGCUCAUGAGCAAUGGUUUGAGCAUGGCUCAGCUCGGUUUAGGACCAGACACCUACUUGUCAGACUCUGACAUGAGACGUGGAAGAUCGCCGCGUGGACGUCGUGGCAGCUCUAAGCCACCGGAAGACCCGACUGACCCCAGCCUUCUUCAGGACAUCCCUGCUUGGCUUCGAUCUCUGCGUCUGCACAAGUACACGGAUAAUCUGAAGGAUAUGCAGUGGACAGACUUGGUGGAGCUUGAUGAUAAAGCACUCGAGGACCGCGGUGUCAACGCGCUAGGCGCACGUCGAAAGAUGCUAAAGGUCUUCGAACAGGUCAGAGGUAAGCCUACAACAACUGGAGUGUCGUUCACCUGCAGCAUAGCUGACAAAUUUACAGAGGCCAAGGCUGAAGGCAAGCUGGCUUAG
This is a messenger RNA of Truncatella angustata, 1818 nucleotides long. RefSeq lists its product as uncharacterized. Bases 1 to 1818 code for a protein of 605 amino acids. Gene Ontology annotation, cellular component: P-body. Gene Ontology annotation, molecular function: protein binding; mRNA binding; translation repressor activity. The transcript is spliced from 2 exons. Lineage: Eukaryota; Fungi; Ascomycota; Sordariomycetes; Amphisphaeriales; Sporocadaceae. The record is from RefSeq and is a predicted model, not a curated record. Gene Ontology annotation, biological process: regulation of mRNA stability; nuclear-transcribed mRNA poly(A) tail shortening.